AUGAAGUCCUUCCUCGCUCCUCUCUCUCUCUUUUCCCUGCUACUGGCUGGCCAGUGCACCGCUGCAACAAUCCCUACUCGCUCCAUCUCGAAGCGAAGCACCGAAACCUGCGAUCAAUGGGGUACUAUCACAACCGGAAGCUACAUCGUCUACAAUGAUCUCUGGGGCGAAGACUACGCUACUAGUGGUGAGCAGUGUGUCGGUGUUACCUCAUUGAGCGGCACCGACCUUGCCUGGUACACCACCUGGACCUGGGCUGGUGGCUCUUCCAACGUGAAGAGCUACGCCAGUGCCGCGCUGCAGUUCACCGCUGCUACUCUGAGCAGUAUCACUAGUAUUGAGAGUACCUGGAAAUGGAGCUACUCUACUACUAAUAUCGACGCCGAUGUCUCUUACGACAUGUUCCUGGCUUCUAGCGCGACCGGAUCCGACAAGUACGAGAUUAUGGUCUGGCUUGCAGCGUACGGUGGUGCAGGACCUAUCAGUUCUACUGGAUCAUCUGUUGGAACUACUACCGUCGGGGGUGUGGAGUUUAGUCUGUACACUGGUCCUAAUGGUGAUACCACAGUCUACAGCUUCGUCGCCUCGAAGACUACCACUAGUUUCUCGGCUGACCUGAAGGAAUUCUUUACUUACCUGAUUGAUAAUGAGGGCCUGAGCUCCAGUCUCUACCUGGUCGAUGUUCAGGCUGGUUCUGAGCCUUUCACUGGCACUGAUGCCACCCUUACCGUUUCCAAGUACUCCGCCGCUGUGUCAACUUAA
This is a messenger RNA of Penicillium malachiteum, 762 nucleotides long. It is a transcript of the gene xgeA, whose product is annotated as putative endoglucanase. Lineage: Eukaryota; Fungi; Ascomycota; Eurotiomycetes; Eurotiales; Aspergillaceae. Gene Ontology annotation, biological process: polysaccharide catabolic process. Gene Ontology annotation, molecular function: cellulase activity. The coding region runs from base 1 to 762 and encodes 253 amino acids. The transcript has 2 exons. The record is from RefSeq and is a predicted model, not a curated record.